AUGUCGGCCAGCUCUGCUUUCAACGAUGAGAAGGGAGGCUCGUCCAGCGUCGGGGAGCCUGAAUAUGGUCACGAUCCGGCGAGCGGAGGGAUUUUCUCCUCCGACUACAAAAGACACGACGACUUGAAAGAGAUGCUGGACAGCAACAAAGACUCCCUGAAGCUGGAGGCAAUGAAGCGCAUUGUGGCUAUGAUCGCCCGAGGUAAAAAUGCAUCAGAUCUCUUCCCUGCUGUGGUGAAAAAUGUGGCCUGUAAAAACAUAGAGGUGAAGAAGCUGGUCUAUGUUUACUUGGUGCGUUAUGCCGAGGAGCAGCAGGAUCUCGCUCUGCUCUCCAUUUCCACGUUCCAGAGAGGCUUGAAGGAUCCGAACCAGCUGAUCAGAGCCAGCGCCCUGCGAGUCCUCUCCAGCAUACGAGUUACAAUCAUCGUGCCCAUAAUGAUGCUUGCCAUCAAAGAAGCUGCUUCAGAUAUGUCUCCGUAUGUCAGGAAAACAGCUGCUCAUGCAAUCCCUAAACUGUACAGUUUGGAUCCUGAACAAAAAGACCAGCUGAUUGAAGUCAUAGAGAAACUCCUUGCUGACAAAACCACGUUGGUGGCAGGGAGUGUCGUUAUGGCCUUUGAGGAGGUGUGUCCAGAGCGUAUCGACCUGAUCCACAAGAACUACAGGAAGCUGUGUAAUCUCCUCAUCGAUGUGGAGGAGUGGGGUCAGGUCGUCAUCAUUAACAUGUUGACCCGCUAUGCCAGAACCCAGUUCCUCAACCCAAACAUCAAUGAAUCCCUGCUGGAGGAGGGAGGUGGCGGGGAUAAGACCUUCUACGGCUCAGAUGAAGAUGAGGAUGAAGACGACGAGGAGAAGGAGAAGAAAGCCGAGGCUGCUGCCUUGGCCAAGAGGAAGCCGUAUGUGAUGGAUCCAGACCACCGGCUGCUGCUGAGGAACACUAAGCCGCUCCUGCAGAGCCGCAACGCAGCUGUGGUGAUGGCUGUGGCUCAGCUGUAUUUUCACCUUGCUCCUAAAGCAGAGGUUGGUGUGAUCGCUAAGGCCCUGGUACGUCUCCUGAGAAGCCACAGUGAAGUCCAGUAUGUCGUCCUUCAGAACGUGGCAACAAUGACGAUUAAGAGAAGGGGCAUGUUUGAACCAUACCUGAAAAGUUUCUACAUCCGCUCCACAGACCCAACUCAGAUCAAAGUCCUAAAGCUCGAGGUUCUUACUAAUCUCGCCAAUGAGACAAACAUUUCUACCAUACUCAGAGAAUUUCAGACAUACAUUAAAAGCAUGGAUAAAGAUUUCGUGGCUGCAACAAUCCAAGCCAUCGGCCGCUGUGCUACCAACAUCGGGGAGGUGAGGGACACAUGUCUGAACGGUCUGGUGCAGCUGCUGUCCAACCGAGAUGAGCUGGUUGUCGCCGAGUCAGUGGUUGUUAUCAAGAAGCUGCUGCAGAUGCAACCAGAGAAGCACAGCGACAUCAUUAAGCACAUGGCCAAACUAACAGACAACAUCCAGGUGCCGAUGGCGCGGGCCAGUAUCCUGUGGCUGAUUGGAGAAUAUUGUGAACAUGUACCUAAGAUUGCUCCGGACGUUCUGAGGAAGAUGGCCAAGUCAUUCACUAAUGAGGAGGACAUUGUCAAGCUUCAAAUCAUCAAUUUGGCUGCCAAGCUGUAUCUUACCAACUCCAAACAGACUAAACUGCUGACGCAGUAUGUCCUCAACUUGGCCAAAUACGAUCAGAACUAUGACAUCCGGGACCGGGCGCGCUUCAUCCGCCAGCUCAUCGUGCCCACUGAGAAGAGUGGAGCGCUCAGCAAGUACGCUAAGAAACUGUUCCUCGCCCUUAAACCUGCACCUGUCCUCGAGUCUCCAUUUAAAGAUCGAGACCACUUCCAGUUGGGUUCAUUGUCCCACCUGCUGAAUGCCAAGGCUGGGGGCUACCAGGAGUUGCCUGACUGGCCUGAAGCCGCCCCUGACCCCUCCGUGCGCAACGUGGAGGUGCCUGAAUGGACCAAAUGCAGCAGCCGUGAGAAGAGGAAGGAGAAGAAGGUGGAGAAGCCGUUCUACUCUGACUCUGAGGGCGAGUCUGGGCCUACAGAGUCCGCUGACAGUGAGUCGGACUCGGCCAGCGGCUCGGAAAGCCGCAGCGGCAGCGAGGUGAGCGGGUCGGGGUCAGAGAGCGAAGAGAGCGAGGAAGGCUCUGAGUCUGAGGAAGAGGAGGAGGAGGAGGAGGAGAAGGACAAGAAGAAGAAAAAGAAAGAAUUAAAGAAGCCAGUGCAUGAAAGUGAAAGUGAGCAGAGCAGUGAAGAGGAAGAUAGGAAGAUAGCGAGGAAGAGUAAACAACGUACGAGCGAGUCAGAGUCUGAAUCUGACGAGGAUGAGGAGAGCGAGUCUGAGAGCAGCCAAUCAGAGUCUGAAGAGUCCGAGUCUGAGGCAGAGGUCAAAAAGAAGAAAAAGACAGUUGAAUCGAAACCUCCCUCCAAACCUGUCAAGAAAGAGACCAAGAAAGAGAAGACAGAAAUGUCUCUGCUAGACCUCGACGAUUUCGAACCUGCUCCCUCACCUCAAGUCACACCUGUCAACACCUUCCUGUCCAACAGCCUUGUGACCGACCUCGAGGGACUGUCUUUGUCUGACUCUGUUCUCUCACCGGCAACCAUUGCUCCCUCCAGUGCACUAAAGAACUACGAGCUGCUGCACCGGAUCACGGGGGAGGGUCUGUCGGUGGAGUACUGCUUCAGCCGGCAGCCUUUUAGCCCUGACGCCAACAUGGUGGCGGUGCAGAUGCAGUUCACCAACAACGCCACCUCCGACACCAAGAACCUGCACAUGGAGGACGUGAAGCUCCAGUCUGGGAUGAGGGUGAAGGAGUUCCCAGAGAUUGAGCUGCUGUCAGCGGGUGAGAUGGCCACGGCUGUGAUGGGCAUUGAUUUCUGCGACUCAACACAAGCAGCGAACUUCCAGCUGUGCACUCACACCAGGAAAUUCUUUGUGUCGAUCCAGCCGCCGGUUGGGGAGCUGAUGAGGCCCAUCUUCCUUACAGAGAACGAAUUUAAAAAGGAGCAAGGUCAGCUGAUGGGCAUGAAUGAGAUCACAGAGAAGCUCACUCUGGACGCCAAGUGUCGGAACGAACACGCCAUCGUCCAGAGAGUGACCACCGCCGCCAACCUCAGCAGAGUCCCCUGUGGGUCGGACAAGGAGUGCAGGUUCGCCGGCAGGACGGUGACCAGCAGCAGCUUGGUGCUGGUCACCGUGGCGACCAAAGAGGAGGGAGCCGCCCAGCUGACGGUCAACUGUGAGAAAAUGGUGAUCGGCACCAUGCUGGUGAAGGACAUCCUGCUGGCUCUAACGCAGUGAUGUGAGCCUUGAACUGCGCCCCCUCACUCCAGCCACCUCUCACAUGUCGUCAAGACUCGUCAGUGUAGCGUUUCCUGCGUUCUCCUGCAAGCCGUGUCUGUGAGGAAGUUUCCAGAAUGUUUUUUUUUUGUUGUUGUUGUUUUGUUAAAGAGCCCUAAACUUUUAGAAACGACUCCUAGAAACACCGAAUGCCACAGCUGUUCCUGACGACAAUCAGAUACGACUGAAGAUUUUUGCAUCACUAUUCAAAAAUGAUUUUCACUUUUACCUUUGUUGAAGAGCUGAUUGGAUUUAUUGGAUUCAGACUUUCAGAGGAAGAUUUUAAAUAAAUUAGAGAUGUGCGCAACCUUCAAGUGUUUAAGUAAAAUAACCAUUCAAAUAGAUCGGAGAGUGAAAUAAUCACAAUAAUAAUGUCAAAAUUUGCUCCCUGGAUAAACCUUACAGAAGCUAAAAGAUCCACUUUGGCCUUGAGAACAGCAGUUUGACAAAAAAAAAAAAAAAAGAUUUUAUGAAGCUUUCAACUAUGGAUUGUGAUUUUCAUAAGUGGAUGCAGUUGCUCAGUUGUGAUGGAUUGAGGUUGAAUGAACACCUUCUGUGAAAAUAAGACCAAAAUCAGACACAGCAUCAAUUGAAAGAAGGACAGUCAUUAUUGACGUCCACAUCUGUGGCGUCAGAUUUUUCUUACUUAUUUAUAGAAAAUUGCCGAACAACCAAAUAAAUAUGGACACCUCUCACCAACCAAAUACUGUCAUUCAGUGCAGUUAAAACCGAAGUUACUGGCUGUAAUCAUAAUGACAAAUUUACCAACUACACUGUGUCUAUGACAAAUGAGCAACUUCAUCUGCGGAAGAAAAACAAAGAGUUUCAGAACACAAAAAACAUUUUAGUGAAGGAGGCCUUUUUGUGGUGUUCACAUGAGGAUACAAAGACAAAGCAAUAAACUGCUGCUGAAACAUUGCAGCAAUGUCCAAUUCUGAGAAAGUACAUUUAAAAAAAAAAUAAACAAAAAAGGAUCAAAGUUGAAUUCAUAUUUUCUUAAUUAAUGUUGUUUGGGGGGAAUAUUUAGAAAUAAGAUGCCCAAAAAUCUGUCACACCAGUUUUAAGUUGUAGCUUGUUAGUGAUCUGCUUCAGACUAUUUUAAGAUGUAGAUACUAUAGGUAAUAUAAAAUAGGUAAGAGAUUAUAUAACCCCUCCCAAAAAAAACAAAAAAAACAACAAGUCACAACAAGAAACCGAGACUGUAAGAUCAGCUUAAACAC
This is a messenger RNA of Stegastes partitus (bicolor damselfish), 4601 nucleotides long. It is a transcript of the gene ap3b2, whose product is annotated as adaptor related protein complex 3 subunit beta 2. Gene Ontology annotation, cellular component: AP-3 adaptor complex; membrane coat. The record is from RefSeq and is a predicted model, not a curated record. NCBI's taxonomy places the organism in Eukaryota, Metazoa, Chordata, Actinopteri, Pomacentridae. The transcript has 27 exons. Bases 1 to 3342 code for a protein of 1113 amino acids. Gene Ontology annotation, biological process: vesicle-mediated transport; intracellular protein transport.